AUGGCUUUACAUAUUUUCAAGACACGGAUUCUUGUGAUUAUUGGGUCUUUAGUUGCCCUUUUUAUGCUUAUUUCCAAAUCUUCUGUUCAAGAGGUGGCACACAGCGUCAAUGUUCCGGAACUGGAUAUCGAUCUCUCGCAUAUCAAGCAUGACUCGAUGGAGAUGUUGAAGGAAAUCACAGUCCAUGAGGAGCCCAUUGUGGACCUGCCAUGUACAAUUACAAAUAAAAAGACCAACCAAUUUUAUGAUUUGACUCCAUUGUCAAGUAUUGAUGGAAAUGUUCAAGCGUGGAAUUCCAAGGGAUUCGACUAUGGACGUAAUUUCUCCCUCGGAAUAUGUUCUUCACCUCUGAAAAACAUUGGAGCCUUGACAAGUUUGGAUUUUGUCGAUGUCUCCAACAAGAGCGAAGUUGGAGGAUAUUAUACAAACAGCGAGGGACAUAAGGUAUCCAUUGGACAAUACAAUUCAGAAUUAAAGUUGAGAGGAGGGAAUCUAGUUUUGGAAUAUUCCAAUGGUGAUAUAUGUGGCAGUGGGUUACCUAAGAGUACCCUAUUGACUUUCAAAUGUGAUCGAGAAAUGCAAAGUAAAGCUAGAGUUUCAUAUUUAGGUAAUAUGUUUAAUUGCAGUUACAUAUUUGAAGUUCGUACAAUUCACGCGUGCGCUACAGCGCAUAAUGAGGAUGAAAAUGCAGUUUGGGGGUUAUUUAUUGGGAUUUUAUUUGUAUUUGCAUUAGUAUCUGCAUGUGCAGGGACUCUUUAUAAGAUCAUCAAGCGGCACUACGAAAGGGCAGUUAAGAAGUAA
This is a messenger RNA of Pichia kudriavzevii, 801 nucleotides long. RefSeq lists its product as uncharacterized. NCBI's taxonomy places the organism in Eukaryota, Fungi, Ascomycota, Pichiomycetes, Pichiales, Pichiaceae. The transcript has a single exon. The record is from RefSeq and is a predicted model, not a curated record. Gene Ontology annotation, molecular function: D-mannose binding; signaling receptor activity. Gene Ontology annotation, biological process: lysosomal transport. The coding region runs from base 1 to 801 and encodes 266 amino acids.